AUGGACAUGGGUUGCCUGGUUUUUAGGAUCAAAGUAUGUCAAGAAUUUUACUUUCUUAAGAGCUUUUGAGAGACUAUUUUGACUAAUCUCAGCAAAAAUACCUCCACCUACCUCAGAACAUUGUGAUGGGUUCACUUCAUCAGACUCUGAAGGCUCCAUAAGCAACACUUUCUGGUUUCAGCAAUGUCAUCUGUCUUGACAGUGGCAUUGUCUGUGGCACUCAAACUGGAUCUGAUCACAGGUCACAAAGGUAGUCCUUCCAAGUGUUCUUUGGUUACUUCGCUUCUCUGUCUCGAUCUUUUUGACUUUCAUGUACUCAGAGAAUGUAAGGAGAAGAUGCAAGACAGCUGACGUUCAGUCACUGUCGUAUGGUUCAGACUGUGCAGAGUUCCCGUUCUUAUGAGUAAGUGAGUGACAUCAGUAAUUUUAUUUCUGGAACACUAUGGAUCUCUGAGAUCACUUUCUGCCUCAGAAUAUCAUGACAAAAUAACAUGCACCUCAAAGUGGCCAAUGAAUUUUCUUCCAUUACCUUUCCCUUAGCCACAAAAACAACCUCUUAUCUGAAAUACCCAUCUGGUUAAGUCAUAAUUUAAACCUGAAGAGUAGACUUUCUUUUCAGAUGGCUCAUUGCUGCUAACAUUGAUCAACUUUUUGAAGAAGCCAUCUUAAUAAAGAAAAACAGAAUUUUAUAUUGCUGAAGAAGUCAUUUUAAUGAAGGAAAACAGAAUUUUGUAUUGCUGCGUGUUGUCAGAUACACUACCCACCUCAAAAGGGAGUUACUAAGUGGGAGGCCCAUCAUAACCACAAGGAGCUCAGUGCCCAAAGUCAUGCGACUGCAGUACCUCUAGAUUCAUGGUGCCCACCAGACCAGGAACAAGCCCAGCUUCUGUGGAGCUUCAAGUGUCUCCGGCUCUGGAGCCCUGCUUUGACAUACGUCAGAGAGUUAUGAGUACAAAACUGUCCAAGUGCAAAAUGAGCCUCUCUAGCUUCAUGACAAAUUCAGCUCUGAGUUAGGCCAAUUCAAACCUCACACCUUAGAAAAAAACUUGAUUUACCCUAGGAUUUUGUAGUACCAGCACUGAACAUAUUCAAGGUACUCUGAUGCUUGAUAUUUCUUAACAGUUGGGUGAACACUGAAAUGCUUAAAAUAUUCUAUAGUAUAAUAAAUUUAUAGGGGAUAUGGCAACUCCCUUCAGUUCAUAGAAGAUUUUUUUUUUAAUUUUUUUUUUUUGGUUUUUCAAGACAGGGUUUCUCUAUGUAGCUAUGGCUGUCCUGGAAUUUACUCUGUAAAGCAGGCUGGCCUUGAACUCACAGAGAUCCACCUGCUUCUGCCUACCUGAGUGCUGGGAUUAAAGGCAUGCGCCACCACUGCCCAGCCAUAAACUAUUUUUUUAAAGUUACAAUGCAAGCAAAAGAGUAAUAUUAAUAGAAAGUAGCCAAAGGGAAUUAAUUAAAGGCAAAACUGGUAAUGAAAAAUAUUUAAAAUAUGUUUAUUUACGUAGAAUAAGCUAAAGCACCCAAGUCAGCUGUUGAAGAUGAAAACAUCUGUGAAACAGAGAGCCUGGCGUGGAGCAUUGACUUACUUGUUUAGUGACAACACCCAUAAAAUAAAGACAAAAGUACUAAAGCAAUAGUAACAACAAACAUUACUUUAAUAAAGCCACUUUAAACCAUCCCAGUCAGGAGAACCUUCUGAAGGAAGUCCAGAAUAUUCCAUGCAGAGGAAGGACCAAACACAAAGUCAUGAAACAACAUUUGCUGUCUUGGCAACUCCAAGAAACUUGUAUUAGGGAGUGUUGAGCAGAUCGGCAGGAGAUGGGGCUGAAAAGCAAGGGAUGGAUGGAAAAAAGAUUGGUUCACCUAGCAAAGAGAGGUACUGGGGAUCCACUGAGGGGCAUAAAUCCAACAUCUGAGGGAUAGAUGAGUGUGAUAGCUGGGAUUGGUGCCUAUCCCCACUUCUUAUAUUUGAACACUUGGCCGUAAGCUAGUGGCACUGUUUGGGAAGUUGUGAAACCUUUGGGAAGCAUUAGGGAGUCAAUUCUCUCCACCCACCUUUACUUGGAUUCUAGGGAUGAAACUCAGGUCACCAAGGUUUGGGGGAAAGUGCCUUUACCUGCUGAGCCAUCUUACCAGCCUAUAAGAUAAAUUUUAAUACAAUAAAAAUUUCUAAUGUAAUCUUAACCAUGAUAUAUGAUGGCUCAGUUGGUUAAUAAAUUUUCAAAUAUUUUAUUUUAAUAAUAUGAGGAAAUGAUCAAGAUAGGAAACUGCAUUGGAGACAUAUGAUUAAUUUUAUGUGUUAACUUGACCAAACUAAGGGAUGUCCAGAUAGGUAGAACAUCACUAUGGUCUUGUGUAUCUACGAGGAGAUUAAAAUUUGAAUCAGUACACUAAAGAAGUGUAAUCUCCCCAGUGUGGGUGGGCAUCAUCUAAGCCAACGAUAACCCCAGUAGAACACUAAGGUAGAGUAUCCUAGUUAACAUUACAUAGUCUGGGGUCAGCUGAGAAAUGAGUCUCAAUUGAGCAAUUGUCUUUAUCAGGUUGGUCUUUGGACAUGUCUCUGAGGGGCUGUCUUGAUCCGUAAUUGUUUAGAAGGGCCCCGCCCAUGUGGGCAGUAUCAUUCUCUGCACACAUAGUCCUAGACUAUCCAAGGAAAGUAGGUGAGCCGAGCCUGUAAGCAAGUCCCCAAGCAGCCUUCCUCCAUGGUUUCUGCUUCAAGUUGUACUGCUUGGAUUUUGGCCUCGACUUCUUCAGUGACAGACCCUGACCUGGAAGUGUAAGCCACAUAUACUUUCCUGACCUAAGUUGCUUUUAGUCAGAACAUUUUUAUCACAGAAACAGAAAGGAAACCAGAAUGUGGAGGAAGAAUGAGUUUGCCUGUGUGGCCUGAGGUUAUCUGUCUUCUGCCAUCUGUCAUUGCAGCUCUUAGUUCUUAGACCUUCAGAUGCAACCAGGACUUGCAUCAUCAACCACCCCCCACCUCAACCAUUUUCAGUUCUCCAGACUUUUGAAUUAAUACCACAGGUUUCCUUGGAGUCCCAAUUGUCGUUUAGACCUAACUUAUCAACCCGCAUUGACCCUUUUCAUUGGAGGAUCCAAUACAUUCUGACUUUGGGAGACAUUUAGGAAAUUCCUGACGGUUUCUCUUUUUGUUUUGUUUAACUAAACAGGAAGAAAGGGAAGGGGCUGGGGUUUAAUCAGAAACUAGAGAAGACCAGUUGCGUUAAGAAUGACCACCAAGGAGAAUGGAAAGGAGAUGAUCACAAAUCAAUUCUGUUUCUACACUGUACCAACCCAGCUGAGGUUGUGCAGUGUGUCAUCUUCAUGGUUUUCCUCUGUUGUGUCCGCAGCACUGGGUCUAGGAGUUAUGGAUGCAGAAUUGCUGGCUCCUCCUGGCUUGGGUGCUUGUGGCCUGGGCACAAGAGGGCUACUUUAGAGGAUCCGUGAACGAAUGACUCCCACGGCAGCCAAGGGCUGCACGGAGAAGGUUGUGAAAGGGACUAAGAACAGUGCAGAACACGGAGUUGAAAUGAGAGAUUGAUUUAGAAGAGUGCAGAGGGAGAGCAGUUGGAUUGAGUGCUUCAGAGGUCGGUCUUGUCUAGCUGAUGGCAUUUCAGGAAUCAGUUCUAAAGGUAGUCGAUUACCAUCACAAAUAGGUGAAAUCAUGGCAGAUGGCACAGUUGUUUCUUCCUCACAGCAACAGUCUGAUGUGGUUGAUGGAGAUGAUUUGCAUCACUAUAUUUCAAAAGUCCAGGGGAUAGAGCCUCUGUCAUUCUUGGUGGCUGUCAGUGGAAGGAGGAAGGAGGGGAGCAAGCAUGUGGUUUCAUGAUCUGCCUUAAAGAGGUUCACAUCUCAGUGACCAUAAGUCAGUCACACGCCAUGCCGAAUUACAAAGAAGUCUGGGAAAUGUGAAGUUGUGUGUCCUGUGAAAUGGGCAGUGGGAUGCUUAAUGUCCAUUGUCAACUUGACAGAGCCUAGAAUGACCUGGGAGAUAAGUCUCAGGGUGUGCCUGUCAGAGGUGAUCUUGUUUGCUUGCGUUGACUGAGGUGGGAAGAGCCACCCACUGAAGGUGGGACUGCAUGUGCAUGAAGCAAGGAGGAGAGCAUCAGCAUGUAGUCCCUGCUGUCUUCUUCCUGACCAUGGGUGCCAUGUGAUCACCUGCUUCAAGUUCUGCUGCCUCAACUCACCCACCAUGGUGGACUAGACCUUGAGCAGUAGGCCAAAAUAAAGUCACUUUUAUGAGGGCAUUUUGCCACAGCAACAAGAAAGGAAUCAAGACAGGUAGUGAACACCCUUACUACACUGGAGCCCCAGUGCUGUUUCUUCUAAAUAGUGUCUGUGGUUCCGAUACUGCUACUUAGUUUAGUUUUUAAAUACAGAGAUAAAGUUCCAAAAGGUUCACAUUAACAGAUCAGCUGAAGUACAUACUGAAUGAGGAGUCAAACUUCUGAUUCUGUUCCCUCCGUGUGUCCAUUAAAAACCCUGCUUAAAUUUGCCUCUGACCCAGUUUCCUUUCUUGAUGAAUGAAUUUUCUUUUUUUUUAAUCAGAAAUGUAUAUAUGAUUUCAAAAAUUAAGACAACCCCCAACCUACCACACCCAUUAUGCUAGUGGAAAUAUUAAAUAACAAAGGUCAGGGGCUGAAAACCUGUUUCAGCAGUUGAGUACUAGCUACUCUUCCAGAGGACCCAGGUUCAAUUCCAGAACCCACAUUUUGGCUCACAACUCUGUACUCUGGUUCCAAGUGAUCUGACACCCUCUUCUGGCCUCUUCAGACACUGCACGCAAGUGGUAUGCAGACAUAUAUGCAAGCAAAUACCCAUACACAUUCCAGGCCAGCCAGCAAAAUACCCAUACACAUUCCAGGCCAGCCAGCAAAAUACCCAUACACAUUCCAGGCCAGCCUAGUCUACAGAACGAGUUCCAGGAUAGGCUCCAAAACUACACAGAGAAACCCUGUCUCGUAAAACCAAAAAUAAAUAAAAUAAUGAAGUCACAGUGACACCCAGGAGGGCACUAAAAGUGUUGGCCUCCAUAGUGACCCAAAGCGGAUGUUGCAUCUGCUGACUUGUGGCUGUUACAAACAAGGCAAAUAAUUUUUAAGCUACACAAAUGGUUUCUCUCAGUUAACAAGACACAGUGUUCUUAUUUACUGUGCAUGUGUUUAUCUUUGAGUAAGAUAAGGUCUUUCCAAUUUGUGUAACAUCCAUCUCAGAUGUCCCCCCACUACGAAAACAAGGCAGGCACAGCAUCAGCUGAGACUCUGGGGGUCACUGGCUUGAGGUGAUGACCUCAUAGUCACUCCUGCACAAUGAGCAGCAAAGGCCUCUAGAGCAUGGGCGUGGUGGCCUGGGAAGGACCCACACACUAAAGAGGAAUUUCUCCACCAGAAGAGGCUUCACUCCAAGAACCAUGUGAUGACAUUCAAAGCUGUAAACUUGAAUGAUUGACCAUCUUCCUUUCUGAAGUUAUAUGGAAAUUUGUCAAAAUCUCAACCCUUGGUGGGGCAAGGCUGUUUGAAGAAACAUGGUGAAUUAUUACAAAGUACUAGGGGUGCCUCAGAAUGCCUCCUCCUCUGAUAUCAAGAAGGCUUUCCACCAGUUGGCUCUGCAGAUACACCCAGACAAGAAUCCAGGAGACAAGGAAGCAGCAGAGGAGAGAUUCAAACAAGUAUCAGAAGCCUAUCAUGUCUUAUCUGAUGCCAAGAAGCGAAAGGACUAUGACAGGUCCAGAUGGAGCCGUACCAGAGGAGAAAUCAGAGGUGAUGACCGUACCAGAGGAGAAAUCAGGGGUGAUGGCCAUACCAGAGGAGAAAUCAGAGGUGAUGGCCGUACCAGAGGAGAAAUCAGAGGUGAUGGCCAUACCAGAGGAGAAAUCAGGGGUGAUGGCCAUACCAGAGGAGAAAUCAGAGGUGAUGGCCAUACCAGAGGAGAAAUCAGGGGUGAUGGCCAUACGAGAGGAGAAAUCAGGGGUGAUGGCCGUACCAAAGUGGAACUCAGGGGUGAUGGCCGUAUCAAAGGGGAAAUCAGGGGUGAUGGCCGUACCAAAGUGGAACUCAGAGAUGAUGCCAGAGACAAAACCCAUUUGGAGGAAGAACUGUGCUUUCAGAGGCCACGCUGCAGCUUCCAGAAGGUCACUGAAGAUGAAGACCUCUUUUCAGGAGACUGCUGGUUCACUGGUCCCAUGGCUCAGUCCAGAAGAGCCUCUUCCCCCUUCUUUAGUGUCACGCCCAUCGUGGACACAGGAUUUUCUACUUUCGUGUCCCAAGGAUCAAAAUUGAGUCCUUGUGCCUCUGAGACACAUGUACCAUAUGUAAGCCAUGGAAUGGGAAAGUUCAGACUGGUCACCACUUGUAGCUGGAUAGUGAAUGGUAAGAGAGUUGUCACAAAGAAAGUUGUAGAGAACAUGAGAGGACCAAUGGAAAUAGAGAAUGAACGCCUGUUGUGUCGGAAUCCUUCACGUGAUUGGUAAGGAGCUGCCAUUUUAUUCUUCACUAGGAGUUGCAAAUGAGAUAUGUGUGUCUUGAUGCCCAUCAAAGAUGCUUGGGAUCUGAGGGUUGAGUGGCAGAGACAGAGGCCGUCCUAGCCUAAAGCUCUCCUCGCUGUGGAGGGGAGUCAUGGGCCAGAUGUUAAUACAGAAGACCAGUGAGGAGCAGCGCUGACCUUCCAGCCUGUGUUCUCACUCAGGGGGUGGGGGACAGACACAGCACAUGAAAGGCAGAAUCCCAGUGCCCUUCCACGGAUGUCCCACCUGCUGCUUACCACCCAGUGCCUCCUUCUUGGUGACUCUUCCUUUUCUUCCCCUAGCCUGUUUUUCUAUGUCUCUCUUUCUCUAUUCCCAUCUCACCUCUCUCCACAUGCAUUUCCUAUGGUUCAUAUCAUGAUCAAGUCUAAUUCAGUGGGUUAUCUACACAUAGAUUAAUGCUGACAGACAGUGAAAAGUCUCUGUUAAGGGUUAAGGAGAUAUAUAUGUGUGUGUGUGUGUAUGUAUGUAUGUAUGUGUGUGUAUGUAUGUAUGUAUGUAUGUAUGUGUGUAUGUAUGUACGUGUGUAUGUAUGUAUUGGCUGCUCAGUAGAUGUCUUGAAUUGUUCUCUCUGAAUUCUCCAGAAGUGCAGUCUAGUAACUGCUUCCCCAUCUUACAGAUGAGGAAAUGAGGCUUAAAGAGAUAGAGUAGCAUGCCCCGGCCCUACCCAAUCCUCAGUGAUAUAGUAGCUACUCUGUCCCCUGGAUUUAUAAAUCUGGAGCCUCGGCUAUUGGAAAUUCAGACCUAUCCUCUCCACACCUUGCAUGCAUGUAUCAGAACUUGCUAGAACUUCCUAAGUAGACAAACAUUUUAGCAGUCUGGCACAACAGGGAUUUGGAGUUUGCUUAUACAUGAAGACAGGAACACUGUAGCACAGUGAAGCUAGAAAAUGCUUGUCCAUUAACACAGAAAUCCCAGGGAGUGAAUUAUAUCUUUGUUCUCGCUUUAAUUGUGAUGUGUUUACAAAUCUUGGUUGUUUGUUUAUUCUGCUGAGCCAGAGUCUGUUGGUUGCAUUUCACCCCUCCAGUCUAUAUUAAUAAACUGCUGGGAUCCGGGUGAGUUCCUCCUUAGAAAAGCUACUGAUGAAGUCUGCGGUUUCCAGUCAAUGCUGGUUAGCAAAAAUUGGGUUUCAUUUGCAAUUACCAUCUAUUAUAGAAGUUAAAUAACAAAUUAUUAGCUCUUUUAAUCAAGGGACUUUCCCAUGGGUGAGAUUUUGAUGAGGCAAAUGUUUUAUGCAGUUCUUGAAAAUUUUAAUCUUGGUGAAUUUUCUCCCCUAGUGGGAAUACAUUUACAUCCUUCUGGCAAAGAUGCAGAAAGGAAGCAAAGGGUGGACUUGGACACAGAAGGCGCUGGUUUCUUUUAGUGCCCAUCAUUUGCUAAGGGAAGAGAAACAUCCCACUGUUUGGAACGGGGUGUGUAUUUAACUCAGUGCAGCUGGGGGUCCAAGGUUGCUAACGUUCACUAUUCAGAAAAGGGCAUGUGUGCCUAGUACCCACAGAUAGGGGUGUCUUGCUGCCAAAUGCAUUAGAAGAGGGAUGUGGACAUGGCUCAACCGGAUAGAAUCCCUGGUUGCUAAAUGGUUGCCUGUGCUUGCCUGCCCCCUAGGUUGUGGUAAUAGGAUUCAGAUUGCUGCCUGCCUGACCAUAUGCUCACAGCCGCCUAGUACUGCCUUCUGCCCUCCUGGGUCUGCGCUGCUAGAGUCAGGCUAAAGGGGAAAGCUGUGUGUGUGGAUGACAAUACAUUUCAACACGUGCACAGUGAGUGUCUCCAGAGGGAUCCCUUCUGCCCACUGCUCUGAGGUGAACGGCAGAGUGCCUGAGGGACAAAAGGAAAUCAUCAAAUUGGAACAUAAAACAUGAUUUUCCAUUUUGUCUCAAGUAAAAUCCAAAUCUCAGCAUUUUCACAGACACACUUGGCAGAAAUGCUGAGCUGCAGAGGGCUGUUUGGCCAGCGCAGAUUUCUUCUUUCCAUAAUUCACUUUCAGUUAGUAAAGGCAGUUUGAUUAUGCAGAAAUGCAAACAGGAUCUGAAAGCAGAGGUGCCUGUUUGGAGCAGAGAGGGUCAUAUCUGAGCAGGCGCUGCUAAGGGACUAUGGAGCAGGCAGGGCUCGGCUCCUUAGGCAUCACAAGUCUGAGUUCAUCUCACCCAGAGCGGAGGCUGAGCUCUGAGGCCACCAAAUCUUAGAAUGCUGUGGUCACAGAGUGCUCUCUGCUCUGCUCCUGGGGUUUCUUUGGGGACAACAACUCCUCUCAAGCAAGUUCACCUCGAAAUAGUUAACAGGCAACUCAGACUCUUACAGUAUUGUUGAUGGGCAGUCUUGAUCACUAACAGUGAGGGGAGAGAGGGGGAGGGAGGGAAGGAGGCAGGGAGAUUAAGCUGUAAGCUUUAGUACUGGUCACUUCCCAUGUUUGUGAGUAAUUUCCAACUGCCCUUGAAGCAGCUGCUUGUUUGUGUGUGGUGGUUGUCUCUCCCAAAUCAGCAUGAGAUGUUUUAGUAGCCGAAAACUGUUUCCCGAAGUCAGAAACACUGUGAGGCAGCUAGAAGCAAUUCCUUGUUCUGCUGUUUCAUGAUGGGUGGCUGACAAGUAAAAUGAGCAUGGCAAGGAGGUGUGUUGCUCGCUCAUAGCUCAAGGAGUGCAUGCAGGAAGGCCUCGUGGAAUCCUAUUGGAAGCCCUGCAUUCCCCCCAUCUCCCAGGGGGAGACAGGAGCAAGGGCCGCAGAGUGGGAAAUUCUCUAGCCCCUUUGACCUGGUGUUGUUUGUCUACACUCUUAGAGUUCAACACAUUUUCUCCACAGCCUGGCAAGGUCCAUGAGAGUGGGGAGCAAUGGCUUCCCUGGGGGAUGAAGUAAACAGGGUCACGGUUUUAUGUGGUCACUGAAAUGUCUCCUUUUCUCAUCAGCCGAGGUUGGUCCAAGAGUGUUCAGACAAAAUUAUGAACAGAACUCUUCAGCACAGCUGACCCAAGUCUCCUAAAGUUUGGGCUCUGCCUUAAGAGACAUACAAUUUCUUCCAUAAACGAUAACAAAAGCAUGGUCACGGCCAGCAUUCUUGGAGUUUCCUUUCCAUAAAUUCCAAGUACUCUCUCCGUUCUGACCAUUUUCAUCUCUUUGUUAGAAGCCCAUUUUAAUUUCCUCCCUUGUAGUCUCCAGAGUACCUAAAGAACCCAAGGGAUGGGCUCUCAAACACAAGGGGACAGGGGUUGGCAGCUGGCAGGGCCCUAACCUUCACAGCCUUGUUCUUGAUCUGUUGAGAGGAAGCGCGGUAGGGAGCCUCAGUGUGGAAAGUCGGUGGUUUUCAGGUUGAGGGAGGACAAGAGGAGAGUCUCUUUCAAAGGGGGAGCUGUGCUUACUGUUGCCCACUACUAUAAUUAGCAAGAUUUCCAGAAAGCUUUGAGUCUACUCAGUUAGGCUAUCUAGAUAACAAACAUUUAAUUGUGACAUUGAGCAGAGGGGACUGGGUUUUGGGGUAGAGUGCCGGUCCCCAUGCUGAUGCCCGUAAAGCCCUGGUUUCCUUCAGAGGGGAGAUAAGGAGACAGAAGGAAAGGAGACAAAGGCCGUGGACAGACAAGCUUUCAAAUCCCAUGCUGCUCUUCCCUAAUUCUUUUUGUGUCAAGCCAGUAAACUUCUUGCUCAAUCCUUGCUUUGCCUAUAAAUUAAGGAUGGUAAUCUCUGCCUGUUGUAAUUUAUAGACUGGUUUGGGAACUUAAGCAUAUAAAGAAUUCUAGCAAAUUUUAAUCUAUUUCAUGGGUGGAACAUGUCCUUAUCCCUUUCAGAAGGAACUUCUCGGAUCCCUGAGGUAGAUACAUACUACUUUAAACUUGCCUGUGGGUUUCUUAAGAUUUGUGAUAGGAUCUUGAAAACAAGAUCAGCUAUAGAGUGUGUUUAAUCUCAACACAGAGAUGUUUUGAAAUAGAAGAUGGAAGGUAUAAUGAAGAUUCCGUUUGACGCCAUUACAGUAGUUUUUAGCUGGAGAGGAGUGUUGUAACUCCCGUCCGUUUUCACCCUUCCUUGAUCUUCAUUCCCAAGAGCUGCUGCACUUGCUCACACACUGCCUUUCCUCUCUUUCC
This is a messenger RNA of Peromyscus californicus insignis, 10582 nucleotides long. RefSeq names its product dnaJ homolog subfamily B member 3-like. The record is from RefSeq and is a predicted model, not a curated record. The transcript has a single exon. Gene Ontology annotation, molecular function: protein folding chaperone; protein-folding chaperone binding. The coding region runs from base 5522 to 6466 and encodes 314 amino acids. Gene Ontology annotation, cellular component: nucleus; cytoplasm. Lineage: Eukaryota; Metazoa; Chordata; Mammalia; Rodentia; Cricetidae.